Athalia rosae (coleseed sawfly) is the source of this 2935-nucleotide messenger RNA. It is a transcript of the gene DCAF12, whose product is annotated as DDB1- and CUL4-associated factor 12 homolog. Lineage: Eukaryota; Metazoa; Arthropoda; Insecta; Hymenoptera; Athaliidae. Gene Ontology annotation, molecular function: protein binding. The transcript is spliced from 6 exons. The record is from RefSeq and is a predicted model, not a curated record. The coding region runs from base 410 to 1789 and encodes 459 amino acids. Gene Ontology annotation, cellular component: Cul4-RING E3 ubiquitin ligase complex.
ACUAAACUGAGUACUAAUUGUUCACCCAGUGUCUACUUGGGUUGUCCAAGAUGGCGACAGAUACUUUUAUGCAGUGAAGGUUCUACUGGUUUAUCAUGUAUUUUUCAAAGUUGUCUUAUAUUUUCUCAGAUUUAUUAACUGUAAACAGUUUACGGAAUUUAAAUUUUUUAUAAAUAACCACCAGUAUUUCAUGCAGUGUGGAUGUAGGUGGUGAAAAAGUGCUUUCAAGUUGUUCGGACGACAGUUCGACCUCGUACAGAAAGGCUCGAUAAAGUUCAUUAAUCCUCGUAAAAAAUCAUCGUUAUCAAAACCCGUAGUUUUAAUAGUGAAUAACACAAUCAGGGAACUUGUGGGUUCGUUAGGAGAGUGAAUAAAGUCGUUUCGUUUCAAGUAAAUAGCUCUAUUAAUUAUGGCCGAAACACAAAGAAUGCCAGUUUAUGGUCGACAUCCUCCUUGUGCAACUGGCUCCCGUUUAGAAGAACGUAGAGCUCGAAGACUUGCACUACGACUCGAAAAAAAUCGGAAGCCAGAAAAACCGGAGGACUUUGUGUGCUACGAGUCUAGCGACGAAGAUGAGGAAACUGUGACAGAAGGAAAACAAUACUUAAGAACUUCGUUUAAUUUUGUUGAUUAUGUACGAGCUAGAGAAAUGGAUUUAAAAGAAGUGAGAAAAAUCAAUCAAGAGUAUGGCUCACGUCACAUCCUCACCCAUGACCUAUUUAAAGAGUAUUCAGUUAGUUUAAAUAAUAUGAACAAGGUAUUUUGUUCACAAUGGUUAAGCGACAGACAAGUUGUAUUUGGAACCAAAUGCAAUAAAUUAAUGGUCUACGACGUGGCAACCCAAAAACUCGAUCAAAUACCAUCGCUACAUGGUAGACAAACAAAUCCAGCUGGUGCCGCUAUUCCUGAACAACAAUGUGGCAUUCAUUCUGUACAAAUAAAUCCCUCGAGAACAUUAUUAUCUACGGGAGCAAGAAACAGCAAUGAAAUAGCAAUAUAUAGACUACCUACUUUAGAUCCCGUUUGCGUUGGGGAAGGUGGUCACAGAGACUGGGUAUUUGAUAUGUGUUGGUUAGACGAUGAAUUCCUAGUUUCUGGAUCGAGGGAUACUAAAAUGUCGCUAUGGCGUAUCGAUAGUGAUUUAGCGGAUGCCCCGGAUAAGGCCGACGUCCCAACUCAUAGAUUAAUUCAACCUGUAUGUGUUAAAGAAUGUCGAUCGGCUCAGAAAGUGAGAGCUUUGGCAUUUAAUAAAGCGUAUAAAGAGAUAGCUGCGCUUUCUCUAAACAGUUUCAUUCACAUUUGGUCCGCUGAAACGUUUAAACAAAAAAUAUCAAGAAAAUUGCCAGCUUGUCAAGAAAAUGUUUGCUUGGCAGUUCAAGAUGACGGAGUUUACGCAGUUGGAUGUCGUUCGUAUACAUUGUUAUUAGAUGCAAGAACGUUACAACCAAUUAAAAAAAUACCAUCCAGGUACAGCGGCUGCGGUAUAAGAUCAGCGAGUUUUCAAGGAUCGGUAUUAACAAUUGGAACAGGCCUCGGCAUGUUAAUGUUCUAUGACGUCAGAGCACAAAAGUAUCUGGAAUCUUCUAUAAAUUCAAAUAGGACUGUAGUUUUAAAGGCUUCAAAGGGUUACGUAUUUCCCGAUGAAGAAUACGUCGACGGUUUUCAAAACGUUAAAUACACACCUGCAAUAUACACGCACUGUUACGACGCAUCGGGAACGCGUCUAUUCACUGCUGGUGGUCCUCUUCCUGCAAAUCUCUAUGGAAAUUACGCCGGACUAUGGCAAUGAGCCGAGUCAUAUUAAUUAGAAUUCUUGUUUUCUUCCUUCUCCCUACAAUUUUCUUAGGUAAAAAAAUUAUCUUAUUUAAAACUUACCGAUGUUAAUGCAUCGAGGCUUCACUACUAUCCGUAGACUUGAAAACUGUUGGUACAUUAUCAGAAUAAUUAGUUAAUUCAAAAAAACGAUAUAUACUUACAAUUCUACAAUUUUAAGAAGGAUUUUCAAAGUGUAUUGAAUCGUGGAGUUUGCUAGUGAAGUAUUAUAUGUAAGAAAAGACUUGGUAGGCCUGGUCAAAAAAUCCACGAACCUCGCCAAGCAUGAGACGGAAAGUCAUUUCCAUGCUUUAUUCAAUUUUUUAUACUAUUUAUAUUAGAUAAUGAAGUCGUGAGAAAAAAAAAAUCAUAUCUAUAAUAAUUAUAACGAGCAUUGUCAGAAUCGACUCCGCUUAAAAAAAAUGCUCAAACUUUUAAAUUAUGUGCAAUUUUUUUUUUCAACUGUUCUCUUUAAUCUUAUGACAUUUAUCUCCGAAUGAAAAAAAAAACAUUUUUGAGGAGAAGAAAUAAAACUAAAGAAUAACUUGAUGUUUCUUUUAUUCAGAGAAGCAAAAAAAAACAAAAUGUACUGAAAUAUAGUGUGAAAUAUUGAUUCAUACUCACCUGAAUGUAGGAGCAGCUGAACUCUGCUAAGUCUUUGGUUACAUUGGAUCACAUGCAAUUGACUGUCUGUGCUAUUAUUUAUAAGUUGAAAUAAUAUUUUCUAAGCAUAUAAAAACACAUCAUUAUCCUCUAAUGCCUAAGGAUUGUGAACAAAAAAUAAAUAAAUUAUUAAUAAUGAUGACAAUGAUAACAAAAAUAACAACAACAACAUUAAUAAUAAUAAUAAUAAAAUUAAUAAAAUUAAUAAUAAUAUUAGUAGUAAUAUUAGUAAUAAUAUUAGUAAAACCAACAAGCCGAUGUAUAGUUAGAAAUCAAUAAUUACUAGAAUACAACCGUUCAUUUUCCCAUUCUCACAGUCUCAUACAGAGAAAAUAGAUCAGAUGAUAAAUUCAAAUUUGUUACAAAGAACCAAAAACAGAAGAUCGAGAUUAAAAAGAAAGAAAACGAAACAAAACGAUCAUAAAUUUUACAACAUACGUUACACUAGAGAUGAGAGUAA